AUCAUUAAUCAAGAAAGUAAAAAAUUUCAUGUAAAUUAAAAAAAUGGAUGCAGUCCACAUUAUGGCAUAUUCAAUGUUUAGAACACGUACUAGGUUCAGAUAAGAUCUCUAAGUUUUAUCAACGAACCUAACCUCUGUAAUAGUUACAUUUAGAGAGGAAAACAAAUUGUGUAUGCACAGAGACAAGAAAUGUGACAGAAAUCAGGAUGCUUUCAAAAGAAAAUCCGGAAAAUAGAACAUCAAUAGUAAAUGGUGGAGGAAUCCCACCACUUGUACAACUACUGUCCUAUCCAGAUUCAAGAAUUCAGGAACAUGCAGUGACGACGCUUUUGAACUUAUCGAUUGACGAGACAAAUAAGAGACUUAUAUCUGAGGAAAAACCUAUCCCAUCCAUAAUUGAGAUACUGAAGAAUGGAAAUCUUGGUGCUAAAGAGAACUCUGCCGCAGCAUUGUUUAGCUUAUCUAUGAUGGAUGAAAAUAAACAAACUAUAGGUUCAUUUAACGGCACCCCACCAUUGAUAGAUUUGUUAAUAAAUGGGACAAUCAGAGGUAAGAAGGAUGUAAUAACUGCACUCUUCAAUCUGUGUUUUAUUGAGCAGAAUGUGAGCUUGGCGACUAAAGCUGGGAUUGUAGCACCGUUGUUUCAAUUAUUAGAGAACAAAAACUUAGACAUGGUUGAUGAGGCCCUGUCUAUACAGUUACUUAUUGCAACACAUCAAGAUGGAAGGCAAGAAAUGGGAAAACUUUCUUUCAUUGAAACACUAGUUAAUCUGAUCAGAGAUGGCACUCCAAAGAACAAGGAAUUUACAGUGGCUAUGCUUCAUAGGUUAAGCCUACACAAUUCAAAUCUUAUGCUCGCAGCGCUUUAGUAUGGUGUAUAUGAGCACUUAGUCCAGAUUGCUGAGAGUGGGACUGAUAGGUGCCAAAGAAAAGUUAAAUCUAUACUACAGCUUAUGAGUAAACCAGAGCAGAUUCCAUGACAAUCCAAGCCAAAAUGUACAUGUAAGAUACAACCAUGUAGUCUACCACAUACUAGUGAUUAGUUGUUCUUGUAUACUUUUGUAAGAAUUCAAUUUUUUUCUUUUUCCCUUCUUGGAUAGUUUAGGAUAGUAAAUUCUGUUUAGUUUAUGUUAAUACAUGAUCUCUUUUCCUAUUAAAAAAAAAAAAGAAAUGUGAGAGUUGACACCUUUUAAUGAUCCAGACCCUAGUAUAAGUAUCAAUGACAUGAAAUUACAAGGAAUGGGCAGACAACACUGGAAAUUCACGACACAACUGCCCAGUUUUUGGAUAGAGUUAAUCAUGUGCGACUGGACUUAUUGGCAGGCAAAAGAGGGACUAAAGACUGCAUUGAGGAGUCAAUCCUCUGUGUAUCUCACUAAUACUAAUUCUCAGCAUUGGGGACUCACAAAGAGUUCAUCAUAUUCAUGCUGGAACUCAUAAGAGUUGAAUACCAAACAGUGCUGGCUCGCCUAUGAGCAUAGUAGCUAGACAGUUGAGGCAAUGAAGAAUACAGCCAUUUGGGACUUUCUAAGGGAGAAACAUCUGCACUUAGGGGCAUCAUACCUUUGUGUCAAUAAGACAUACAGGGGCAUCAUACCAUUGUGUUAAUAAAAUACAGCUUAACUCUCACACCAGAAGAAUUACUCAAGAGGAACAACUACUGUCCAGGUGCUCGAUGAUUAGCUAUGCCAUGGGAUUUUGGUGCUCAAAAAUGGGAUCGAUGAGUGCAUUCUGGACUGAAAUCUCAGUGCACUUUAUUACCCCCAUAUACCGAACAAAGUUGGUCUCAGAAUUUUGCUCGAACUCACAAGAGAUCUGCAGCAAACUAUGCAAACUCACUCAUGCGCACAACUGCUGGUAUAAAGAUUUC
Messenger RNA from Nicotiana tabacum (common tobacco), 1870 nucleotides. The record is from RefSeq and is a predicted model, not a curated record. NCBI's taxonomy places the organism in Eukaryota, Viridiplantae, Streptophyta, Magnoliopsida, Solanales, Solanaceae.